CGCCUUUCUCUAUAUUACCAUUUCUAAGUUGAAAAGAUUCUCAGAGAGAGAGAGAGAGAGAGAAAACUAGAGCGACGUAUCAGUAAACAAAACAAAUGGCCGUGUCCUCGUGUCCCCGUGUUUUCCCUUCUUUCUUCGAGUGUCGCUCAGAUCCCGAAUUCUCCGGCGCGCCAAAAACCAGCGGAGGAUGGCAGAGGAAGCCGAGCCAGAGCCGGUUCUUCGGCAGCCGGCUCAACUCGGCUUCUGCUCAAGGAGCGAUCCUUCGUUUUCCUCCCAACUUCGUGCGCCAGCUCAGCACCAAGGCUCGCCGGAAUUGUAGCAACAUCGGCGUCGCUCAGAUCGUCGCGGCUUCUUGGUCCAACAACUCCAAUCCCUCUUCCCCUCCCCCGGCGGCGGCCUCUUCUUCAGCCGCCGCCGCCGCCGCCACUGCCGCCACUGAGCCGAUCGCUCCGAUCGGUGACGACGUGGCCUUGCUUGGCAAGGAAGAAGAUCUGAAAGCCAAUGUGAAUUUGGAAUUACCGUUGGAGACUGAAGACAAGGAAGAGGCUUUGCCUAUUCCAAAGCUCUCCAUCUUUAGCUGCGAUGGUAGCCUUGCCAUUCAUGCCGGGGAGAGAUUUGGACGCGGAAUAGUAACUGAUGCAAUUACAACUCCUGUGGUUAAUACUUCUGCCUACUUCUUUAAGAAGACUUCUGAGCUCAUUGAUUUCAAGGAGAAACGCAAGGCAAGUUUUGAAUAUGGGCGGUAUGGAAAUCCAACCACGGUUGUUCUUGAGGAGAAGAUAAGUGCGCUUGAGGGGGCUGAAUCGACCAUGAUAACGUCAUCUGGCAUGAACAUUAGCACGGUCAUGUUGAUGGCACUGGUUCCUGCUGGUGGGCAUCUUGUGACGACGACAGAUUGUUAUAGGAAGACUAGGAUCUUCAUUGAGAACUUUCUUCCCAAAAUGGGGAUCAAGGCCACAGUCAUUGACCCUGCAGAUGUUGGAGCCUUGGAAUCUGCACUGAAUGAGAACAAUGUUUCUCUUUUCUUCACAGAAUCGCCAACCAAUCCUUUCCUCAGAUGUGUUGACAUUAAGCUGGUUUCAGAGCUUUGCCACAAGAAAGGAGCAUUGGUCUGUAUAGACGGUACCUUUGCAACACCCCUCAACCAAAAGGCCCUGGCCCUAGGGGCCGAUCUUGUUCUGCACUCUGCAACAAAAUACCUUGGGGGCCACAAUGAUGUACUUGGAGGUUGCCUUAGUGGUUCUGAGAAGUUGGUCACAGAAGUUCGUACUUUGCAUCAUGUUUUGGGUGGUGCUCUCAACCCGAAUGCCGCAUACCUGAUCCUCCGAGGCAUGAAGACACUGCAUCUUCGUGUGCAGCAGCAGAAUUCAACAGCGCUAAGGAUGGCCAAGCUUUUAGAGGCACAUCCUAAGGUAGCGCAUGUCUAUUAUCCUGGGUUGCCAAGUCAUCCUGAGCAUAAACUUGCCAUGCAGCAGAUGACUGGUUUUGGUGGUGUGGUCAGUUUUGAGGUUGAUGGAGACCUAAACACCACCAUACAAUUCAUUGACUCACUGAAUAUCCCAUAUAUUGCCCCGUCCUUUGGUGGCUGUGAGAGCAUUGUGGAUCAGCCAGCAAUUAUGUCUUACUGGGAUCUACCUCAGUCAGAAAGGGUCAAGUAUGGGAUUAAGGAUAACCUGGUUCGAUUUAGCUUUGGGGUUGAGGACUUUGAAGAUUUGAAGGCUGACAUACUUCAGGCUUUAGAGGCCAUAUAGGGCCAAGACCUGCAUCAUUUGUUGUCAAAGAUCCAGGAUGUUAUAGGCCUCAUAACUUACCGUGUCCUUUUUUUUAUAAUGGUUUUCCUUUAUCUACCUUUUUGUGGUGUUACAAUUGAUUUUGAUCAUGCAAUGUUCUGUUCUGUUCCCGGUGGUUGAUCAUUUAACAAUAUGGUGAAUUUCUCUUAAAAUUUCAUCUAUUAUGUUUGCAAUUUUA
Molecule: messenger RNA, 1968 nt
Organism: Quercus robur (English oak)
Lineage: Eukaryota; Viridiplantae; Streptophyta; Magnoliopsida; Fagales; Fagaceae
Product: cystathionine gamma-synthase 1, chloroplastic
Exons: 11
Coding region: 96-1751 (551 amino acids)
Biological process (GO): transsulfuration
Cellular component (GO): chloroplast
Molecular function (GO): pyridoxal phosphate binding; cystathionine gamma-synthase activity
Source: RefSeq, a predicted model, not a curated record